Molecule: messenger RNA, 861 nt
Organism: Lathyrus sativus (Indian pea)
Lineage: Eukaryota; Viridiplantae; Streptophyta; Magnoliopsida; Fabales; Fabaceae
Source: the annotation of a GenBank genome assembly
AUGUUACUUGGUCUACGAGUUGAUGGAAAAGCUAUCAACGGUCCCACCGAGGUAACGAACUUUGUUUAUAGGGAAAACUUGGGGGUGGAACCUACAGAAGAUGAUACAAUUAAAUGUUCUGUUAGGAUCACCUGGUUAGAGAGUUUAUACGAAAAUUUAAAAAAUAAAACUGUCCCCACACAAGAAGAAGUUCUGUUAGAGGCCAAAAUUUAUAUUUUACUUGUAAUCGCAACAAUUUUGUUUCCUGACAAAAGUCAGAAUCUAUUGCAUUCUUCUUGGAUCCCUUUCGUAGGGGAUCUUGUUGCUUGUGGUACCUAUAGUUGGGGUUCUGCAUGCCUUGCAAAAUUGUACAGAGAAAUGUGCAAGGCAGCAGUCAAAGAUGUUAGGAGCAUGAAUGGUUGUGUUCUUCUACUGACUUCUUGGGCAUUCACACGUAUACCAUUGAUCGCUCCUGUUACCACAGUGGAACCGCCAUUUCCAUAUGCACAAAGAUGGGCGCAAAGAGGAAUGAAUUACCGUGUAAAUCCUCGUUUUCAUCUUCAAGGAUAUCGAAACGCAUUAGACCAUAUGCAAGAACAAGAUUUUAUAUGGAGGCCGUACAUUCAAUAUCCGGUGCCCAGUCUUGAAGAUCGCCAAAUCUGGAGUGCAACAACUUACCUUAUUUGUUUCUAUACCGUUGAGAUGCAUCAAACUGAUAGGGUAAGAAUCCAGUUUGGAUUAGACCAACAAAUCCCUCCCCCACCAAGGUGUCUAAGGGAACACCACGCAAUGACCAUGCGAAAAGCUCAAAAAGUUAAUUGGCGAGAGUUAAACAAGGAGGAGGUGAGAGAAUGGAGACACAGAAGACAUGUGAUUUUGUAG